This is a messenger RNA of Oppiella nova, 1257 nucleotides long. The record is from the annotation of a GenBank genome assembly. Lineage: Eukaryota; Metazoa; Arthropoda; Arachnida; Sarcoptiformes; Oppiidae.
AUGGCCAACUUCGAGGGAGAGAUUGAUAUCAAAUCAGAAUUAAUAAGACUUUGUUUGAGAGUCAAUGACGAGGGCGUGGAUGACGAACAAGUGGACAGUUAUCUCCAGGAUCUCGUCGUUAAGACAUAUGGCACUGAGGAUGACUACGAACAGCUGAUCGAUGAGUCGGAAGGUCUCGAACGGGAAGUGCAGCGAUUGGACGAAGAGAUACAACAGAUCCGAGAUCUGCCGCAAACCCUACAGACAUACGAAGCGGACAUCAAAUCGUACGACAACUAUAUGACUGAAAUGAGAUCACAUCACAACCAAAACCAGACGACACUCGAGAGCCUCCAGAAGGAGUACAGCGAGAAGAUGGCGGCCAUCAAGAAGUUGGAAGAGCAGCGAAAGUGUCUGAAAUGCAAAGUAGAGGAACAGGAGUUCGGUAUCGAGGAGGCGGUGCUGGCGAGGGAGCGGAAGCAGCAGUUGUCAGAUGAGAUCAAACAGGAGUACGGAGUGAUCGAUGAGCUGAAGAAAGGCAUUCGCAGCGCACGACUCGAUUGCAGCAAAUACGAGGACAUAAUUAAGAAAAUGCACUCCGAUUUGGACUCAUUCAUCACAGCGAUGGCCGAUUUGGUGGACUCGCCGGUGAUGGCCGGCUAUAGCGCGGGUCUGCGGCAACUGAUUCAGUGCCCCGAAUGGCGCCAAAUACUGUCGGCGCUGAUCGGCAUCACGAACGGCGAGACGAGCGGCACGACUGUCAAUGAAUUGGAAAAGUUAUUCUCACAUAAAGUUCAUGAACUGAAAAUAGCGAUCAUUCAACAGUUGAGUGCAUUGCAGGGCUCCGUCUCUCUCACUGAACACCAAAAACUCAAUGAAUUUAAUCUAUUAAUCAAUGAGAAGGAGAAGCAAUUGAAACUAAAUGAGAAACUCGUCGCACAAUUGAUGUCUCAAAUGGAAACACAGCGUAAAGAUCAGGUCUCGCAAACGGCAGCCCUUCAAAGCGAUUGCGAGCGCACCCGACAACUGCUCAAUGAAUUUGAUGGCAAUACUAAGCGCUCGCAUAAGGAAGAGAAGCAAAAUCUCUUGGAUUUACAGAAACAAGUGGAUGAAAAAGAAAAACUAUACCAAAAAGAAGUGACAGAAAUGACGGAGAAGUUCGAGAAUAGUGUUAAUACUAAUAAGAGAGGAAUACUUGAGUUUAAAUCAAAUAUCGAGACAUUUAUAGCCGAAGAGGAGUGCUUUUUCUUUCUAGACUUCUUUCGCAAUCUUUUUUGA